GUAUAUUGUAAACAUUUGAUCAUGUUUGUUCUCUUCUUUGCAGUGACUCCUAAGAAAAGGCAUUGGGAAAGGUCAGAGGGUUCACCAAUCGUGCCUCACUCAGCAAGGAAAGUUUUGAAGCUUGAAGAGACUCCAGGAAGCAGCCAGUAUUUAAUCAGUAGGGUUGGUUCAAACAGAAAAGAUGCAUCUGGAAAUAAAAUAAAACGACUGGAGGAAGAUGUUCGUAGCCUUCGAAGAAAAUUAAGGAAACUCGAGGAUAGGGUCUCAGAGUUGGAGAAAGAUAAAGCAUCUAACUCUAAGACAGAACAAGUGGUGGAAAAAGCGGACAGGACGGGGCAGUUGGCAAAGCAGAAAGAGGGACAGGAAAGUGUGUCAAAAAAGGAGGCUGAUUCCAUACUUGAAACUAAGCCGUGCCAGGCAAUCUGUGAACAAGAUGUUGAAGCCAUUGUAGGCAAGGCUAUUGGGGAUCAGAACAAAUUCAAAAAUUUAUGCCUAUAUAAGUUCACCCAGGAAGAAUUGGUGUCUUGCACCCGUACAGGGAAGCGAACUAUCAAAUGUAUGGACAAUGUGAAACCCCAGUUAGAUCACACCAAAUUUAAGGAACUGGAAAUAUUAGUAUUAAAAUACACUUCAUAUGAUAAGCCAACUUUCCAAAAAAAAUUUGAAAACUUACAGAAAGUUCUUAGAAGGGAGAAAAAUGGAGCAGUCUGA
Messenger RNA from Dreissena polymorpha, 711 nucleotides. RefSeq lists its product as uncharacterized. The transcript is spliced from 3 exons. Bases 22 to 711 code for a protein of 229 amino acids. The record is from RefSeq and is a predicted model, not a curated record. NCBI's taxonomy places the organism in Eukaryota, Metazoa, Mollusca, Bivalvia, Myida, Dreissenidae.